Ostrinia furnacalis (Asian corn borer) is the source of this 1043-nucleotide messenger RNA. RefSeq lists its product as uncharacterized. Lineage: Eukaryota; Metazoa; Arthropoda; Insecta; Lepidoptera; Crambidae. The coding region runs from base 534 to 1043 and encodes 169 amino acids. The record is from RefSeq and is a predicted model, not a curated record. The transcript has 5 exons.
CGCGCCUCUACGCCGAGACUCGCUACGAGCUACGUCGUAGCAGUUACGGACGCAUAACUUGCAAAAACAAUUUUCCAGUUGUUUUUCGCCGAAAAAUACUGUGUAAAUGUGAACUGUUCUUUGUGAAUAAGUUUAUGUUAUACAAACGUACCUAUUUUGUGUUGUAUAUUACCGCUAUCGUGCUAAUUUUAAGUAAAUACCGGGAUCUAGAGUUAAAAAUUGUGAUAAAUGCUACGUAAACUCCGUAAAGUGUUAGCGUUUCUUGUGUCCACACGAGUGUUUGUUUAAUUCCUCCUUCUUCUUGAGUGAACAGUAAAGAGACUAUUAAAAACUUUCGUACUUAGUGCUAUGUGAACAUAAAAAAAGAUAUGCAGUGAACAAACAGAGUGACGUAAACCAAGUGAAGUGCAAUAACCGAUAGUGCCCUAACUCUUUUAUCAUGCAGAACUAGUGAAACAAUAGUGUCCUAACUCAAAUUUUGUACAUUUUGUGGCAGAUUGUGUAGUGCCAUUGCUUAGUGACAAAAGAUAGUGAUGUCUGCGUGCGUGGUCGAGGAAGGCCGCGAGGAGGGCGGCGGCCCAUGCGUAGACGCGGGCGCGUCUGACGUCACAGUCGAGCGCACGCGCAGGGAGGUUCUGAUGAGCGGUCGCGGGCGGCGCGCGUGCUCCGAGCAAGGGCCGCAUCCUACGAUGCAUUUGCAACACGGCACGGCCCACCUGUGGGGUGCCAACAGCGGCCGCCGGGGUUGGAGUCGCAAGCGCACGUCGGCACCACAGAUGAGCAAUCCACACGGAUCCACGCCGCGCGUCGCGCUCGUGCUGCGCUCGCGCCGAAGCUGGCCGGUCGCGCCGCAGUCCUACCGCAGCGGUGACACAGUGAGCAACCCGCACGGCUCCACGCCUCGGGUCGUGCUUGUGCUGCGCUCGCGCCGAAGCUGGACGGUCGCGCCGCAAUCCUACCGCAGGGAAGACCAAAGAUUAGGCGAGAUUCUAGCAAAUUACCAGUGCGUAGUGCAGUAUCUGCCCUCCUCUAAGAUCCUCUAA